AAAAAAAAAAAAAGCGAAACCGAAUCAAAUUCCCUUCAUAAAAAUUAACCGCACCAUCUUCCACUUUUGCUUCAAUUCCACGCUAUAAAAAAAAUACCCCAAACCAACCGGUGACCGGCGAUGUCGGUUCGGAUGCUCCGCGUCGCCUGCGACGGCACCGGCGUUUACCGGUCAGUCCAAGAGGCCGUCAACGCAGUGCCUCUUCACAAUCGGGCUCGGAUCAUAAUCCAGAUCUCCCCCGGUUUGUACCGCGAACCCGUUCACAUCCCGAAGACCAAGAACUUCAUCACUUUUGCCGCGCUUAAACCCGAGACCACUGUAAUUUCUUGGGAUAAUACUGCCACCAAAAUCCAACAUCAUCAGGAGUCGAGGUUGAUUGGGACUGGGACUUUUGGGUGCGGGAGUGUGAUUGUUGAGGGAGAGGAUUUUAUUGCUGAAAAUGUCACCUUUGGGAACUCAGCGCCUAAGGGUUCAGGGCAAGCAGUGGCUCUCAGAGUGACGGCGGAUCGAUGCGCGUUUUAUAACUGCAGGUUUCUUGGAUGGCAAGAUACCCUAUAUUUGCAUUAUGGAAAGCACUAUUUGAGGGAUUGCUAUGUCGAAGGAAGUGUGGACUUUAUAUUUGGGAACGCUACUGCCCUUCUGGAACAUUGUCAUAUUCAUUGUAAAUCUGAAGGAUUUAUAACUGCUCAAAGCAGAAAAUCUUCUCAAGAAACAACUGGUUAUGUGUUUCUAAGGUGUGUUAUAACUGGUAAUGGUUCUUCUUCAUAUAUGCAUCUUGGACGUCCAUGGGGGCCCUUUGGAAGGGUUGUUUUUGCAUACUGUUGGAUGGAUGCUUGCAUCAAGCCUGUUGGUUGGAACAACUGGGGCAAAGCUGAGAAUGAGAGGAAUGCAUGCUUCUAUGAAUACAAAUGCUCUGGUCCAGGCAGCUGUCUUACUCGCAGAGUAGCAUGGUGCAGAGAACUGGUUGAUGUAGAGGCUGAACAGUUUCUAGCUCAUCAAUUUAUCGACCCAGAACCUGCGAGAUGUUGGCUGGCUCAAAGGAUGGCUAUAAAAAUACCAUUGUCUGCGUGAUGUUGAAGAUUUCAGUACCCAUGGUUGAGAAAUCUUGAGGAAGGAAAUAAACGAAAUCUUCUUAUCUUAUAAGAUCAGUGUAAAAGCUUAUUAUGCUGUCAUCUCCUUGUUUCAUUAUCUAACAUCUAAUGGAGGAGCAUGGAGAGCAAAACUGUUUCAGCUAAGUAAAUAUGUAAGAGCAGUGCAAAAAGUUCAAAUGGGUAAAUUGUUUUACCGUUUGAAUGCUUUCAUCUCAAUGGUUGAUUAUCUCAUGUAUUUCUCAGUUUUAAAUGGGAGGAUAUUGUUGGCCUUUUUGUUUU
This is a messenger RNA of Asparagus officinalis (garden asparagus), 1370 nucleotides long. Its product is annotated as pectinesterase 31. Lineage: Eukaryota; Viridiplantae; Streptophyta; Magnoliopsida; Asparagales; Asparagaceae. The coding region runs from base 121 to 1071 and encodes 316 amino acids. The record is from RefSeq and is a predicted model, not a curated record. Gene Ontology annotation, biological process: cell wall modification. The transcript is spliced from 6 exons. Gene Ontology annotation, molecular function: pectinesterase activity.